CACUGUGGUAUUAGGUAAUUCUCCUCUUCCUAGCAAAAGAUUGCAGAAUCUACUGUCCUGCUGAUUGGCGGGUAAUACUGCGGUCUGGUUGUGCUCACAUGGUAGUAUGGAGGCCUUCUGAUUUUCCAGAACAACUAUCAAAUUUCCCUGGAAAAGCUUUGACACGAAUAAGAUUGUUUCGAUCGUCUUGCAUCCUCUAUUAAGCGGUAUCAGCGAUUGAUUUGAAUUAUCAGCUCACCCCUUUCCACAGAGGGCAACACCUUUGAUGGAACCAGUUAGUUCAUCCUAAGAGUGGUUUCCGGGCCAAGAAAAAAUUAGCAACAUAAAGAGGGUGCUCACAGUGCGGGUAAGCAGGGAAGAACAAGAAGGAGCAGUGGCAGGAGCACCCGAUUUUCAACUUCAUCAAACUGUCUGGUUAAGGUAUGCUCUUCCUGUCUUUUGCGAAGAUAAUCUAGGGUUUCAAAUAUGCCGGGCAUUUCAGAAAUUUUAACCUUACCGGCACCUCCGCCGGAGGGCAUUUCUGGCCCUUUACCACCCUCCCAGCUCUCCGCUGAUAACGACAUCAAUGCGGUAGAAAACAAAGAAAUUCAGAACCUAAGCAAUUUAAGCAUAUCAGGGUCUGAAUCUGUUGCCACACAUACGAAAACUAUCGGAAUAAUCCACCCGCCCCCGGACAUCCGCAACAUUGUCGACAAAACCGCGCAGUUUGUUGCCCGCAAUGGCCCCGAGUUCGAAAAGAGAAUUCUUGCAAACGAGAAAAACAACUCAAAGUUCAAUUUUUUAAACCCUAGCGACCCUUACCAUGCAUAUUAUCAACACCGAGUUUCAGAAUUCAGGUCCCAGGUUCUAAACCCGGUGCAAUCACAAGCGGCACCGGCCGGUGGGGCGGCCGAGGCGGGUGCAACUGCACCAGCUGCUGCUGAAGCAAAGUUAGCAGAUUUACCGGCUAGACCGGUGGCCAAACCCUUAUUGCCUCCCGAGGCAGAGCAGUAUACCGUAAGACUUCCCGAGGGCAUUACCGGUGAAGAACUGGAUAUUAUUAAGCUUACUGCACAGUUUGUGGCAAGGAAUGGUAAAACCUUUUUACAUGGACUGACGAGCCGUGAAGUAAAUAAUCCUCAGUUUCACUUCCUCAAGCCUACGCACAGCAUGUUUACGUUUUUUACCUCCCUCACGGAUUCAUAUUCUAGGGUUUUGAUGCCUGCUAAGGGUUUGGUGGAGAAGCUGAGGAAGGAUGGGGCGAGUAUGACUACGAUUUUGGAGCGGUGCUUGCAUCGGCUUGAAUGGGAGCGGUCACAGGAACAGGCAAGGCAGAAGGCAGAGGAUGAAAUUGAGCAGGAGAGAAUGCAGAUGGCCAUGAUUGAUUGGCAUGACUUUGUGGUGGUCGAGGCAAUUGAGUUUGCGGAUGAUGAGGAUGAGGAAUUGCCACAGCCGAUGACUCUGGAAGAAGUCAUAAGGAGGAGCAAGGCGUUGGCUGCUAUGGAAGAUGAGGAAGAGAUUGCAGAAUCUGGAAAGGAAGUGGAAAUGGAAAUGGAUGAGGAGGAGGUGCAUUUGGUGGAAGAGAGCUUGAAGACGGCGAAUGAUGCUGAACAAAAUGACAGUAACAUGCAAGAGGAAGGCCACCCACAAACAUCUGCUGCACUGCCUCAGGAGGAAAUGGACCCGCCUAUGAGAAUUGUUAAGAACUGGAAGAGGCCCGAAGAGAGAGUGUUGGUUGAAAAGGAUCCAACUAAGUUUGUGGUUUCACCAAUUACGGGAGAACUGGUUCCCAUCAAUGAGAUGGCUGAGCACAUGCGGAUUUCAUUGAUAGAUCCCAAAUAUAAGGAACAGAAGGAGAGAAUGAUGGCCAAGCUUCGGGAGACAACUCUUGCACCAGAUGAUGAGAUUUCAAGAAACAUUGUUGGACUUGCUCGGACACGGCCAGAUAUUUUUGGUACUACAGAGGAGGAAGUUUCUAAUGCAGUUAAGGCUGAGAUAGAAAAGAAGAAAGAGGAACCAAAGCAAGUCAUUUGGGAUGGGCAUACUGGAAGCAUUGGCCGUACUGCGAACCAAGCCAUGACACAGAAUGCUGGAGAUGAACAGAUGGAUUUAAGCAAUAAUGAGGGAAGGGAUCUUCCUGGUCCGGCACCUCCUCCGAAAACAGGUUUGCUGCCUAUUCGGCCCCUUCCUCCUCCUCCUGGGCUGGCAUUGAAUAUUCCUCGACCUCCAAGCACAGUUCAAUAUUCUGCCCCAGCCACAUCCGCUUCUGUGAUGCCACCUCCCCCAAGGCCUUCUGUUCUACCACCUCCUCCUCUCCGACCACCUCCACCUCCUGCUGGUCUACCUCCUGCUCCGCAUCAGCUCAUGAACAGGCCACCUCCUCCACUUCCACCCCCAGGGUUGAUGCCAACUUCAAUGAUUACACCACCUCCUCCAGGUUCUCAAUAUCCACCUAUGCCGCCUCCUAGACCAUUUGGCCCUCCACCACCAGUCCCUCCACCAUCGAUGCCCAUGAUGCCACCACCACCUCCACCUCAGGGAAUGCCUCCCCCACCACCACCUGAAGAGGCUCCACCUCCACUGCCUGAAGAGCCCGAGCCCAAGAGGCAAAAGAUAGAUGAACUGCAACUCAUUCCAGAAGAUCAAUUCUUGGCACAACAUCCGGGAUCUGUGCGUAUAUCUGUCUCUGUUCCUAAUAUUGAAGAAGGAAAUUUGAGUGGUCAGAUGCUGGAAGUUACAAUUCAGUCUCUCUCAGAAUCUAUUGCCAAUCUUAAGGAUAAGAUUGCAGUAGAGAUUGCCCUGCCUGCAAACAAACAAAAGCUCAGUGGUAGGGCUGGGUUUCUCAAAGACAAUUUAUCGCUUGCAUAUUAUAACAUUGGGCCUGGAGAAAUAUUGACCUUGGCACUGAGGGAUCGUGGUGGUAGAAAAAAAUAGGCACGUAAUCCGGCUUCAAGAUGUUGGAACUUUGAUGAGCAUGCUUCUCUCUCUUCAUGGAUGAGGUUGUAUUGGUAGCUAUAUUCUCUGUGAUCUGAGAAGUGGUGACUGUUAUGAAACACUAGGAACAAUAGUUUCUUGAAAGUUUUUGAUAAGUUUGGUGUAAUAUAUUAAUUUUUGCCAUAUUGUUCUAAAAUUUAUAGGUUUUUGUUAAAUUUAAUUGCAAACUAUACAAAACAAAAUUUUGUUAUCGAUAAAGUUAUUUUAUUUAGUUCUGCAAAUAUGUUUAGUUAUU
Cryptomeria japonica (Japanese cedar) is the source of this 3208-nucleotide messenger RNA. RefSeq names its product probable splicing factor 3A subunit 1. Gene Ontology annotation, biological process: mRNA cis splicing, via spliceosome; regulation of alternative mRNA splicing, via spliceosome. Gene Ontology annotation, molecular function: RNA binding; protein binding. Gene Ontology annotation, cellular component: U2-type prespliceosome; U2 snRNP; catalytic step 2 spliceosome. Lineage: Eukaryota; Viridiplantae; Streptophyta; Pinopsida; Cupressales; Cupressaceae. The coding region runs from base 466 to 2913 and encodes 815 amino acids. The transcript has 2 exons. The record is from RefSeq and is a predicted model, not a curated record.